Messenger RNA from Trichomonas vaginalis G3, 720 nucleotides. Its product is annotated as RNA-binding domain, RBD family-containing protein. The coding region runs from base 1 to 720 and encodes 239 amino acids. The record is from RefSeq and is a predicted model, not a curated record. NCBI's taxonomy places the organism in Eukaryota, Parabasalia, Trichomonadida, Trichomonadidae. The transcript has a single exon. Gene Ontology annotation, molecular function: RNA binding.
AUGCAACAAGAAGUAGUUGUAUAUAUUACAGGAAUCCAUCCUACUGCAACAAGAGAAUCUGUUCACAUGUAUUGCAAGAAAUUUACAGGAGAAAUAUCAAAAGUUGAAGUUUUCGCAUCAUCAGACGGAAGAAGGAAAUGUGCAAAUGUAUCAGUUUUAUCAUAUAUUGGUGCAUUUAACUUAAUAUACGGUAUCAAUUACACGAAAGUUGAUGGUCAAGUUCUUUAUGCAAACAUUUGCGGUUAUGAUGUUAUCAACAUCCAAAAUGAAGAAUUGUUUUCUAUUUUCAUCUCAGGUGGUAAUUUUACAUCAGAAAGAGAUUUAUACGAGGAAUUAGCAUUAUUCGGUCAAGUUUUCAGAGUCAAACUCUUGAGAGGAUGUGCAGUCGCUCAAUUCUAUAACGAAGAAUCAAUGAACAGAGCAUUAAACGUGAGAUAUAUUCGCGAUGGUAAAAUAUCAAAGAAGACUUCUAAACAAAAAUCUACUGCCCUAAAGAUAGAGAAAGAUGAUACAUCAGUACAUAGUAAAAUAUCAGUACAUAGUAAAAUAUCAGUACAUAGUAAAAUAUCAGUACAUAGUAAAAUAUCAACACAAAGUAAAGUCUCAUCAAAGUCAAGAACUUCUAAAAUCUCAAAUUCUAACGUUUCUUACAUUUCAAGAGACAAAGUUGGAGUGUUCAAUUUCGAAAUUACACGCCAAAGCUCUACAUCUGCUAUGUAA